GGAACGGGAAACCCGUAAAACCUCGCGCUCUUCGUUCCCUCUUCGCCUUCUGAUGCAACGGCAUUUUCUUUGUUCCAUGGCACUCGGCGUGUGCAGAUUUUUUCGAUGAGCCAUUGCAAGGCGACAUUGAGACAUUAUCACUCCAUACUCGAAAACAAGCGGGUCUAUUUAUAUGUAACUACUGCACGUACACAUAUGUGACCAAGAGUUUGAGACAAGCUCAGACAGAGACGAGUAUGUUUGCCAGGUUUUUACGGCAGAAAUGCGAGGAUCACUACGAGGAUCGACAUCCAAAUACGGAUGUUUGCAUUUCAGCGGGAUCUAAUUGUGUACCGACACCCCUUCUGAGGGAUGGAAGCGGCAUCGUUGCAGCCUAAGAUCUUUUCGUGGACCGAACAGCAAAGACAAAGGUGGAAGACACAAGAGCACGUCUCGGAGCUGAGUGUGCGGAUUCAGACAGAGUCUCAGUCGCUUCUGCUGCCUGUUUGCUCAAACAGCGGAAUCUUCUUUCCAACAGAGUCUCUUUCGUCCCAUGCGCAGAGUAAUAGUCCUGUAGACACCGCGAGGGUUUCCCGUCUUUCUCUCUCUGAAUCUCGUAACGGCUUUUCGGCUGGGCGCUUCGGAUCUUUCGGCACUCGUAGCUGACGAAACGAGUUCCACCCGGUUGUCCGUAGACAGUCGCAGGUGUAUCCUUCGGAUACUUUCGGACGGCGGCGUUUGCUGCAUCGAGUUGUUCUGCUGCGAAGUGCACGGCACUCUGUUCUAUAAGAAGCGCCGAUGGUCCUCAACGUGUAUCUUCUGAUUCGAAUCCCUCUCACGCCUUUACGGGAUUCUCCCCGUUAUGCAACACUCGAAACGGCCCUGGGCAGAUCUGGAUGACCCAUGUGUACUGUAGAGUCGAUGUGCUGGAGUUCUGGUCGGUUUUUUCCGUUCACAAGAUCGGAGAAGCGUUCUUCUCCAGUCUAAUGCAGCCUUCCGAAGACGGUGCCUCGGGCCUGCUUAGCCGUUGCGUGUGUCCAGUGCGAGAGCAGUGUGAUCCCCGGGCUUCCAUGGCUUGCUCCCAGAGUGCGGCAGGAGUCGUCGACCCCGACGCCUCGUUCUGGAAAAGCAGAGACAUGUUGUUCUCGGAAAUCUCUCGUCCCCACUCCUUCGCCUGCCCCCGCCGCGAUGACCGAUGUCUCCAUCACUGCAGCUGCCGUAACUGCCCUUGCACCUCGUCCGUCUGCGACGAAAACAGCGUUCACGCAGCCGCCGAGGCGUCGGCGCCGGAUGAGACGCAACAGCUAAAGGGGGACUGGACAGGCUGCAACGAACCGGCAUGCGUCUCCUCUCUCGCCAGCAAUCCGCGUCUCUUUUCCCCUCUUGCAGCGGGGCGCGGCGAAGGGUUUGGUGACAAAGGGUCUGGGGACGAAGGAUUUGGGGCGAGCAGGCCCCAGGGUUGCCGGAAAGGACCCUCUGCGUUUGUGAACCAUCGUCGCUGCCAUUGCAGCUGCGGCACCGGUAUGAGACCGUGUCAGUUGGACCAACUGCGACAAUGCAAGGCAGCUAGGCAGCGGCCUAACUCGAAUAACCUCGAAGCCACGCCGAGCGACGCACCCAACCCGCCUGACCCGGGCGCGCCAGUUAGGUCGGAGCGAUUACUCGCCGCCGCCCUCCCACUGAGCCUGCCUGGCAGCUCACGCCGGGGGCCUGGAAGCUAUUCGUGGAAUUUUUGCCGCCCUUGUAGAUGCCGUUAUUGCGGAGAGCGGUCGCUGCCGCGCAGACGCUCUUCCGCGUCUGAGCCGCGCCAGCCUUCCUCCGUUUCGGCCGCUCCUGCCCAGCGGCCGUCGCGGAGUCGCAGGAGCCUCUCACCAGCUUUUGUGUUGUAUCCGCCGCAUCACCCGCCGUGCCUCACGACAGCCUCGGCGGCGCGGCUGCUCGAGCUUGUGAGGAAUGGGGGCCCGAGUGACCGGUGCGCUGUGGACAUUGGCGGCACUCUCGCGAAAGUCGUUUUUGUCACGAAGUCUGGGGCCACGGGUGACUCCUGCGCCUCAGAUCGAUAUCAGACGCCAAAGAUAACGUCCAAGUGUUGGCGGCAUGCAGAGCAACUGUCGCCCACCCUUGGGGCCCAGAGACGUGAGCUAAACUCACUCGCAACCGGAACGACGGAUGUCCCCCAAACGCCAGCGGGCGAUACGCAGGACUCCGGGACGGGUUUCAGUGCGAAGAGGCAGUUUCGUGGUCGAAGCGAUUCCGACAUUGACACUGUAGACCAUCACGAGGGAUCGUCCGCGACUUCUGCUUCAAAAAAACCACACGCGAAUGAGGCCUGUUGUGAAGAUCGCGAAAGCCCCAGGACUCGGGCACCUUCUUCUGCGAUUCAAGAGAGCGCACCGGUACCGGCGUGUGCGAGAGCCAAUGAACCCGGAGGCUCGCUUGACCAGUCUGAAGUCGCAGCUUCAUUCGUGCAACGUUCUUUAGGAAAGACUGCGGAUUUCCUCUGUCAGCGAACGCCGUGCACAGUUGCGGCCCCGCGUUUGUCAACAGCUUCACCUGACCCUGCGCUUCACAGUUUUCCGGGUGAUUCGGCCGCAGACGAAGGCCACAGAAUGCCGCUGCAUGCCGAGCUUGAACCUCCCGUCUCUGAAAAUGUGCCGGGACACACUCCGGACUUGACUGGCGGCCGGAGGCGUCAGUGUGUCCGGUGCCACUGUCGAAGCGAUCGAAAAGCACGAGCGUCUCUGACAAUCAGAGCAACUCCGGAGCAUGUCAUCAGGUUCACGUACUUCCACACGAAGGACGUUUCAUCGCUCUUGCAUUUUCUAAAAGCAAACGGAUUCGCACAGCCUGGAGUUGUGUUGAGAGCGACAGGUGGUGGCGCACACAAGUUCAGUGCGCUCUUUCUGGAGAGACUUGGUGUACAGUUGAAGAAGCUCGAUGAAAUGGAAAGCAUCAUGAAAGGGCUGGUCUGCUUAGCCUCCUCGACCGAUUCAGUGUUCCGUUUCGACUUGCAGAAGAAGCAACGAAUUCAUGUGCACGUGACAACGCCCCUUUAUCCCUUUCUCGUUGUCAAUAUUGGCUCUGGCGUCUCGAUUUUGAAGGCGACCAGUCCGUCUUCGUUCGUCCGUGUCACUGGCACGUGCAUCGGUGGUGGCACGGUUUUGGGUCUGGCGAGGCUCCUGUUUCACGCGAAGACCUUCAAGCAAGUUGUGAAGCUGUCCCAGAGAGGGACGGAUUUGCUGGACCUCAAAGUUGGCGAUUUGUUCGGAGACGCUGCAGGCAGUCGGUGUCUGCCCGCGGACACCCUUGCAAGCAGCUUCGGGCGUCUGUAUCUCAUGACAUCCCAGGAAGACGGAAAUCUUCUGAGAAAGAAUUUGAGGAAAGAGGACGUUGCCAGGAGCUUGAUCCACAUGGUUAGCUACAAUCUUGGCUACCUUGCGUACCUUGUUGGGACUGCCCAUGGUGUUCGAAGAAUUUUCUUCGCCGGCAAAUACAUCAACAAUCACGAGUUCACGAUGGAGUCCAUCACACACGGCGUCAACUUCUACAUGCGUCAGUACGAUGCAGCGGCGCAGUCCGUGUCUAUUCCGGCGUCUCUUCAGCCGGUCGAUCCUUCCUGCUCUCGCAACUUAUCGUCAGUCUUAUCGUGUUCCUCGCCAUGUGGGACAGCUGUCCCAGUGACAAAUCAUGAGUUUCAGAAGGAAACCGAGGAAAUUGGCCGCGCGCCUGUUGAGAGUGGGCGGGAUGGACACCUGUCAGCGCCUCGGCUUCUGCUCAGCUGGGUACAGGCAACAGAAACGGAAAAUAAAAUAUUUUGCUGCUCCAGAUAUGCGCGCAGGAUUCACAAGAAGGGUGCCAGAAGUAAAUCGGCGCCACCAGCGUUGGGCACAGGACGCAGUGCCGGUGGCGGUCAACCACAUGCAGUUCCUGAUGUUUGUGUCCUGGGUGAUAACAAUCGCCUCCCCUCAUUUCCACCAGAUGCUGACUUCAGGCGACAAGAGUCGGAGUCACAUUCACCUCUCGGCUGUGGGCAUUCUUUGUGCAACCAUUCUCACUGGCAACCGCCGUACGAAAAGGUUUUCACAGGAGUGGAUAAAAGCCACGAAACAACCUGUAUGCUGGAGCCUGAACGAGGCAGUCCUGGAGAGAGAGCCGGAAAGGGGUGUAUCGCAAGGUCACAGGCGCAUGUGCUGGCAAGACGCGGGGGAGCGAGCAGCACACAAACUAGGCAGUCUGCCAACCAAAGGUUGUCCAUAUCGUCCCAGGAAAAUACCCUGCCAUAUUCUCCCUUCUUUUCAAGCGGGCAAUCCACCCACGAAGCCCAAGAGCAAGAUUCUAACAUCAACUCAGAGCCUUCAGCAGCAGCGGAGGCGAGCGCGGGAAGUGCGGCCACUCGACAGGGGCCAGUGACACGAAACGACCGAACGACACAGCGUGUGUUGCCGACAGGCUCAAAGGCCUGGCCUCAGCCACCACCGUUUGAGGUAUUGUUUCUUCGACAUGAUGGCUACUUGGGGGCGCUUGGAGCUCUGGUUGCUGCCGACGAAUGCCCCGUGGAAACAUCCCGCUGCUAGACAAGGGGAAGUUGCGUCGUUUGCCAUCAUUCGAGUUCAUUCGAGACCCUUGUCUCACGUUCUCGUCUGCAGUGCUAACCCAGAGGCAAACGUAGUAGCAAAUAGCAAUUGCGACAGGCGCCUCGCGCAGUUUGUGGUGUGAUGUAGACUUGGAGCGCCAUGCCAUAAGCCACAUGAUGGGCAUCUGUCCGGCCGUUGUCUUUAGCCGCAUUGUAUCCAUCGAGGUUUUGAUCAGUUUUUUGACUUAAUCAGUCUUCGGAUAUUCCAAGCAAAAAGUACUGUACGAUCAAGCUAUUGCUAGUUAUAUUCAGUCACAUGUCUGCUUCUCCUUCAUAGUCAUCGGCGCCCUUCGUCUCAUUACGUUUGUAAGGGGUACAGCAAUGUACUUGCAGCCGAGUUUACUGCCCGCGUGACCACUGCAUAAUUUUGUCGUUGAACGGUGAAGCCACUCGCGUCGAAUAAGCCUACAAAUGGUUUUGAAGAUUGCCGUUAGGAUAUAUUGCAGCCAAUUCAUCGUUCUUACAGGGAUGUCGUCACAGUCCUGGCCUCAUCGGGAUCGAGACAAAUGCGUAGUCAGUUUGCUCUCAGUGGAACUCAAAGACUUUAUCCGAUCGGUGAGGAGGUGGCGUUAUUGUCAUUCGGACAGACAACGCGUUUCGUGUCGGAUGGAUGUAUGACACAAUUCUGUGUACUUUGGUUUGCUUUUGAGGAUGCAAGAAGCUCCAGGUUGUUUCAAGGUUACUGUCGCAUCGCGUGCCAUUGCGCGGGCUGUGUGGGAGAUGUCUCGCAGUCUGGACGGCACACUGUCUUUUCCUAGUUCUCCCGAGGUGUCGUCAUCGUUUGUCGAACUUGUUUGUUGGACGAUUCCGAUGUGAGCCGUUCAUUCCCGUGGCAGGGAACUCCUGCUGCGGUCGUGUACCCUUGUUCCUUGUUGUGACCCCUCCGUUCUGUGUACUCUCCGUCGAGCUUCGUUGAUGAGAAGGCCUGUCGCAGUCGUCCGCCUCAGAAUUAAAGGUCUGGCGUUGCUAAAGGGGCAGUUCUGUUCUGUCGGAUCAUGAAUUGUCCGGGCUACUCCAUGUUUACGUCUAACUCGUAAUAUGCUAUGUUUCGUCGAAAUGCGGUCGCAGAUGCUGUACGUGGGUGAGCAGCACACUGGAUCCGGUUUCUUCGUAUGAAGGGAGAGG
Molecule: messenger RNA, 5737 nt
Organism: Toxoplasma gondii ME49
Lineage: Eukaryota; Apicomplexa; Conoidasida; Eucoccidiorida; Sarcocystidae
Product: fumble protein
Exons: 10
Coding region: 876-4553 (1225 amino acids)
Biological process (GO): coenzyme A biosynthetic process
Cellular component (GO): cytosol; nucleus
Molecular function (GO): pantothenate kinase activity; ATP binding
Source: RefSeq, a predicted model, not a curated record